AUGGCGCACCGGGGGCCCCCGUGCUUCCCGAAGAGCCCCGGCCCCGCCGCCCGAGCCCCGAGCCGCGGGGCGCCUCCGCUGCUGCGCUGGCCGCGCUCGCGGCCGUUCUUGUUGCUGCUGCUGCUGGCCGCUUGCGGGGCGGCCGGGCGCUCCCCCGAGCCCGGGCGCCUGGGUCCUCGCGCGCAGCUGACCCGGGUGCCGCGGAGCCCGCCUGCGGGGCGCACGGAGCACAGCGGCCGCGAAGACCGGCAGACGCGCGGUCCGGAGCCCGGCGCCCCGGGUCCGGAUCCCAGUCCUGCUCCGGGUCCCGGUGAGCACGGCGCCCCCGCUUUGGGCAAGGGGCGCUGGGCGCGCGCGGCGCCAGUGGCCGGAGCGGCUUCGCGGGCGCAGGUCUCGCUCAUCAGCACGUCGUUCGUGCUCAAGGGGGACGCGACACACAACCAGGCGAUGGUGCACUGGACAGGCGAGAACAGCAGCGUGAUCUUGAUCCUGACGAAGUACUACCACGCAGACAUGGGGAAGGUUCUGGAAAGUUCUCUGUGGCGGUCUUCGGAUUUCGGGACGUCCUACACCAAGCUCACUCUCCAGCCUGGCGUUACYACCGUCAUCGACAACUUCUACAUUUGCCCCACCAACAAGAGGAAGAUCAUCCUGGUGAGCUCCUCGCUCAGCGACCGCGAGCAGAGCCUCUUCCUGAGCACCGACGAGGGCGCCACCUUCCAGAAGCAGCCGAUCGCCUUCCUGGUGGAGACCCUCAUCUUCCACCCCAAGGAGGAGGACAAGGUCCUCGCCUACACCAAGGAGAGCAAGCUCUACGUGUCAUCUGACCUGGGGAAGAAGUGGACGCUUCUGCAAGAGCGCGUGACCAAAGACCAUGUGUUCUGGGCUGUGUCUGGGGUGGACACCGACCCCAACCUGGUCCACAUGGAAGCCCAGGACCUCAGUGGAGGUUUUCGCUACGUCACCUGCCAGAUCCACAAUUGCUCUGAUAAGACACUAACAGCCCCGUUCACAGGCCCCAUCGACCACAGCUCRCUGACCGUGCAGGACGAUUACAUCUUCUUUAAGGCGACUUCUACAAACCGGACUAAAUACUACGUCUCUUACCGACGCAGUGACUUUGUCCUGAUGAAGCUGCCCAAGUACGCACUGCCAAAGGACCUGCAGAUCAUCAGCACGGACGAGAGCCAGGUGUUCGUGGCGGUGCAGGAGUGGUACCAGGUGGACACCUACAACCUGUACCAGUCGGACCCGCGUGGAGUGCACUACACCCUGGUGCUGGAGGACGUGCGCAGCUCGCGGCAGGCCGAGGAGAGCGUGGUCAUCGACGUCCUCGAGGUCAGAGGGGUGAAAGGGGUCUUCCUGGCCAACCAGAAGGUUGACGGGAAGGUGACGACGCUCAUCACCUACAACAAGGGCCGCGACUGGGACCACCUGAGGCCGCCCAGCACCGACAUGAACGGGAAGCCCACCCACUGCCAGCCCCCUGACUGUCACCUGCAUCUGCACCUGCGCUGGGCAGACAACCCCUAUGUGUCGGGCACCGUGCACACCAAGGACAGCGCCCCGGGCCUCAUCAUGGGAGCAGGUAACCUGGGCUCACAGCUGGUGGAGUACAAAGAGGAGAUGUACAUCACAGCGGACUGCGGGCGCAGCUGGCGGCAGGUGUUCGAGGAGGAGCACCACAUCCUCUACCUGGACCACGGCGGGGUCAUCGCGGCCAUCAAGGACACCUCCAUCCCCCUCAAGAUCCUCAAGUUUAGCGUGGACGAGGGCCUCACCUGGAGCACACACAACUUCACCAGCACCUCCGUGUUCGUGGACGGCCUGCUGAGCGAGCCUGGAGACGAGACCCUGGUCAUGACGGUCUUCGGCCACAUCAGCUUCCGCUCCGACUGGGAGCUGGUCAAGGUGGACUUCCGGCCCUCCUUCUCCAGGCAGUGCUCUGAGGAGGACUACAGCUCCUGGGACCUCACCAACCUCCAGGGYGACGACUGCAUUAUGGGCCAGCAGAGAAGUUUCCGGAAGAGGAAGCCCACGUCCUGGUGUGUGAAGGGGCGGAGCUUCACGGCAGCCCUCAAGUCCCGCGUGUGCCCAUGCCGGGACACGGACUUCCUCUGUGACUACGGGUUUGAGCGCUCGCCCUCCCCGGAGUCGGCCGACAAGUGCGCUGCCAACUUCUGGUUCAACCCCUUGUCACCUCCUGACGACUGCGCCCUGGGCCAGACCUACACCAGCAGCCUCGGGUACCGGAAGGUGGUGUCCAACGUGUGUGAGGGUGGCGUGGACCUGCAGCAGAGCCCCGUGCAGCUCCAGUGCCCCCUCACCCCACCCCGGGGCCUCCGGGUGAGCAUCCGCGGCGAGGCGGUGGCCGUGCGGCCCGGGGAGGACGUGCUGUUCAUGGUGCGGCAGGAGCAGGGAGAUGUCCUGACCACCAAGUAUCAGGUGGACCUUGGGGAUGGCUUCAAGGCCAUGUACGUGAACCUCACACUAACUGGAGAGCCCAUCCGGCACCGAUACGAGAGUCCUGGCAUCUACCGCGUGUCUGUCAGGGCAGAGAACAUGGCGGGGCAUGAUGAGGCGGUGCUGUUUGUCCAGGUCAACUCCCCCCUGCAGGCACUCUACUUGGAGGUGGUUCCUGUCGUCGGCAUCAACCAGGAGGUGAACCUCACCGCUGUGCUGCUGCCCCUGAACCCCAAUCUCACUGUCUUCUACUGGUGGAUUGGCCACAGCCUGCAGCCCCUGCUCUCCCUGGACAACUCUGUGACCACGCGGUUUGCAGACGCGGGUGACGUGCGGGUGACGGUGCAGGCUGCCUGCGGGAACUCGGUGCUGCAGGACUCGAGGGUGGUGCGUGUGCUGGACCAAUUCCAGGUGGUGCCUCUGCAGUUCUCCAAGGACCUGGACGCCUACAACCCCAGCACGCCCGAGUGGAGGGAGGACGUGGGCCUGGUGGUCACCCGGCUGCUCUCCAAGGAAACCAGUGUCCCCGAGGAGCUCCUGGUGACCGUGGUGAGGCCAGGGCUGCCCACCCUGGCUGACCUGUACGUGCUCCUGCCACCUCCCAGGCCCACGAGGAAGAGGAGCCUCACCAGUGACAAGAGGCUCUCGGCCAUCCAGCAGGCGCUGGGCGCACACCACAUCAGCUUCCUCCUGCGGGGAGGCCUCCGCAUCCUGGUGGGCCUGAGGGACGCCAGCUCAGGUGAGAGCCCAGCGCGGCCCCCAAGCCUGGGCGGCGGUGGCGGCUACUGGGCUGUGGUGGUCCUCUCGGUCACAGGGCUGUUCGCAGUGGGAGCCUUCAUCCUCUACAAGUUUAAAAGGAAACGCCCGGGCAGGACCGUGUACGCCCAGAUGCACAACGAGAAGGAGCAGGAGAUGACCAGCCCCGUGAGCCACAGCGAGGACGUGCAGGGCGCCACCCAGGGCAACCACUCGGGCGUGGUCCUGAGCAUCAACUCCAGGGAGAUGCACAGCUACCUGGUGAGCUGAUGUGGCGGGGUCUGGCCGGGACACUCUCCUCCGCUGGUCAUUCCCUGGAGGGCACAGCCACGAGUGCAGCUGGAACCAUGUCCCCUCAGAGACCUGCGGGAGGCCACCUCCUCCACCAUCCCCACAUGGGACAGACACUGCUCCCUCUGCCCAAUCCCAGCCCACCAGGCCCAUGGGGUGCCAGCCCAGCUGAUUCCUGGCCCUUCUGGACACAGGCCCACAGAGCCACCGAUGUCCCCACCCCUGACUCUGGGGUGUCUCUGGCCCUGGCCCCUGCACAUGACCAGGCCGCUCCAACCUGUCGCCCCAGCCAAGGCCUGGCUUCUCCUGGCUGCCGCUGGCCUGUCCAGAGCCAGUCCGGGAGCGAGCCCACCGGGUGGGCCCUGCUCCGAGACCCAAGACCCACGCAGACGCUGCACUGCAGCUCCUGUCCCUGCAGAAGCCCCGGAGUCCUGGACCCUGUGGCCAGGGCUCCCAGCACCACCUCCAGGCCUUCCUGCCAUCGUCCUCUUUUUAAGCUGCAGAUGACGUAGCUUCCCUCUCGGUGGCGCCUGCUCCGGGGCUUUGGUUGAACUUCUGCUCUCGUGGCCAGUGGUGGGCAUCUGGUUGCCGUCAGAGCUUCGUUCUUGGAACCCCUUUUCUAGAACCCAGGGCUCCUCUGGGCCCAGAGGGGCCAGUUUUCCCUAGCGGCCUGGGGUGGGGACACAGGGACCCCAGCCUACAGCUCCUCACCGGCUGCCCGGCCUCACGCAGCUCUGCCCCGCAGCUCCAGGGACUUGGGAGGGGCGGGCCCCCCACAGCCAGAACAGCCUUCUGUGCCCCUUACAACUUGGGGGGCUCCUGCAGAGCCAACCAGGAGGCGUAGGGCAGAUCUGAGGGGCCACUGGAAGUGUGGCCCCCCCCAGGUGAAGGUGGGCGAUGGGCCCGAAAUGGGUGGCUUUCCCAGGGUCAGGACAAGAUGGAGCGGGGUGGCCCCGGAGCCAGCCCUCGGCAGCACACAGGACGCAGCCGCCUGGAGUCGGGGCUCUGGCACAAGCCUCCAGAAGACAGCGGGCACUUCACCUUUUGCCUUGAAUUGGGAAGUCACUGUCCUCCUCCUCCCCUCCCCUCCCUGCCCAGGCCAGGCUCUCUGGUGGCCACACCAGGGCCUGUAGCAAGGCAGCAGUGUCCUCUGCACCCUGCCGGAGCCUGGGGUGUCCGCCUGUCUUCCCUAGGAGUGGCCCGUGACCAGGGAGGCCCAGGGAGAGGUCUUCAGCCUCCGGGCACCUGGUCUUUGCUGGGUGGAUGCCCUGGCAUCUGGGUGCUCCUGUCACAGAUGGGACUCGGGGAUCACAGUCACCAAGACAGCCAUGCAGGGACGGGCCUGGGUGUGGAGGUGUCCCAGCUGUGCCCAGCCUGCCCCCACCCUGCCUGCCCACUGACCUGAGACCUUAGCCAGUGCCCACCCCCAGCCUGCAGUCUGCACUCCUAUGUGGAGACCUGUGAGCUGCGGCCCCCACCCAGCACAUCUGUGUCCACCGGCCAUGCGUGUUGGACACAGCCAUGCUCACACUCAGCCCACCCAGGCCCAGAUCCCAGGUCAGCUCGGGAUCCCUGGAAACACCCUCCCUGGCUCACCAGGGCCUGCGGGUGGCCAGCUGCACACCUCCGACCCUCCUCGACCACUCAGUUUAAUUCUCUCAGCUGUUGGGUGGGGAUCCCCCUUGGUAAUUGUGUUUUUCCUAUUUUAUAUUAUUAUUGGUAUUAAGAUCUUCUUGGGUGUGUGGACCCAAGAACCUGGGAGGAUGGUGGCAUCCCAUGUCCCCGUGUGUUCCCAUCUCCGCAACUGGGGGAUCAGCACGGGGGUCUGUGCGUUUACCUGGCCGUCUACUGAGCUCCGCGCCUGGCGUGCAGGUGCACAGGGGGGCACCUGGAGUUGGCAUGACAGCGCUGGUGUCUGGUGCUGUCUGAGCAGGCCCCAUACCCACACAGUGUGUGCACAUAACAGGGGAUGCCUUCUUUC
Molecule: messenger RNA, 5491 nt
Organism: Urocitellus parryii (Arctic ground squirrel)
Lineage: Eukaryota; Metazoa; Chordata; Mammalia; Rodentia; Sciuridae
Gene: Sorcs2
Product: sortilin related VPS10 domain containing receptor 2
Cellular component (GO): membrane
Molecular function (GO): protein binding
Source: RefSeq, a predicted model, not a curated record